AUGUCGUUGCGUGCGAUACUGUCGAUAGCCGCGCUGCUGACGCUGCUCGUCGCCGCGGUCGACUCGUUGCCCAAAAAGUACCGCAAACCCAAGCUGCCGGCCGGCGCGGACGCGACGAUCGUCGAUACCGAUUUCGAUUACUACGUGCUGGCGCAGGUCGUGCCACAGGUGCAAUGCUACAAGGUGAACAAUCUGUGGAAGGCCGAGAACAGCAGCUGCAGCCCGUGCGCCAGCAGCUGGGCGCGGAACGACCUGGACUGGACCGUGCACGGACUGUGGCCGAGCAAUCUCUACUCGGACCGCUUCCUGGGCAACUGCAAUCGCACGGCGCGCUUCGACGCGGAGCAGCUGGACGCCGGGCUGCGAGCCCAGCUUGAGUACCACUGGACCGAUCUGAAGAGGGCCGCCUACAAGGACGAUUUCUGGCGUCACGAGUGGGAGAAGCACGGCACGUGCGCCAUGCGGGUGGACGAGCUCAGCGGCAUGCGCAAUUACUUCCAGCGGACGAUCGAGCUCCUGAAGCGAUUCAACGUCGGCCAUCGUCUCGAGAAGCAGGGCGUAGUGCCCGGCAAUCAUUACGAUUUCGAUGAGUUCAACGAUGCGAUCGUCAAGGCUUACGGCGCUCAAGCGAAAAUCAAGUGCGCCAAAAGUCCCACAACGGGAAAACAAUACGUCAACGAAGUGCACUUGUGCUUGGACAAAUCGUUCAAAAUGAUCAACUGCACAGGUGUACUCGCGGGCUCGUGCAGCAAAAAAAAGAAAUUGACUUACGCCAAGAACGCGAAUCAAUGCACCAAAAACACAGUCAUAAACGAAUGAAAAGAAUCUCAUUUGUAAAGUCUUUAUUUCACGCGGUUAUAAAAUUUUCAUCGAAACUUGAAAAGUAUUU
Trichogramma pretiosum is the source of this 889-nucleotide messenger RNA. Its product is annotated as ribonuclease T2-like. The coding region runs from base 1 to 819 and encodes 272 amino acids. Gene Ontology annotation, cellular component: extracellular region. The transcript is spliced from 3 exons. The record is from RefSeq and is a predicted model, not a curated record. Gene Ontology annotation, biological process: RNA catabolic process. Gene Ontology annotation, molecular function: ribonuclease T2 activity; RNA binding. NCBI's taxonomy places the organism in Eukaryota, Metazoa, Arthropoda, Insecta, Hymenoptera, Trichogrammatidae.